This is a messenger RNA of Vidua macroura (Pin-tailed whydah), 2630 nucleotides long. It is a transcript of the gene TRIM28, whose product is annotated as tripartite motif containing 28. Gene Ontology annotation, molecular function: transcription corepressor activity; zinc ion binding; protein binding. The record is from RefSeq and is a predicted model, not a curated record. NCBI's taxonomy places the organism in Eukaryota, Metazoa, Chordata, Aves, Passeriformes, Viduidae.
CGCGGCCGCCAUGUCGGCGGCGCAGCCGGCGGCGCUGGGCAGCGGCCCCGGGGCGAAGGGAGCGGAGCCGCCGGAGCCGCCGGGGCCGCUGGAGCUCUGCGGCGCCUGCCGGGAGCGCCUCAGCCCCCGGCGGGAGCCGCGGCUGCUGCCCUGCCUGCACUCCGUGUGCCGGGGCUGCCUCGGCGCCGCGCCGGGAGCCGCCGGCAGCGACGGGCAGGCGAUCGAGUGCCCCGUGUGCCACCAGCAGUGUCCCCUGGGUGACGUCAUGGACAACUUCUUCCUGCAGGACGGCGGCGCGGCCCCGGCCAGCGGGCAGCCUGUCCCUUGUCCCCAGAGCUGCAACAGCUGCGAGGACAACGCGGCGGCCACCAGCUUCUGCCUGGAGUGCGCCGAGCCGCUGUGUGACACCUGCGUGGAGGCCCACCAGAGGGUCAGGUACACCCGGGAGCACAGCGUGCAGCCCUUGGGCGGCGCCGUCCCGGCGCCGCCGUUGCCGUGCCCGUGUCACCCGUCGCAGCCGCUGUCGCUGUUCUGCGGCGCCUGCGAGCGCCUCACCUGCCGGGAGUGUCACCUGGGCCCGCACCGCGCCCACCCCUCGCAGCCGCUGGACGACGCCGUCCGCAAGCAGCGCUCGGUGCUGGCGGCGCUGCUGCAGCGCCUGGCGGAGAGACACGCCGCGGUGCAGCGCUCGGCCAGGGAGCUGCGCGCCUUCAUCCGCCGCGCGUCGGACGCGCAGAAGCGCCUGCAGGUGGAGGUGAAGCUGGCCGUGCUGCACGUCAUGAAGGAGCUCAACCAGCGCGGCAAGGCGCUGCUGGCCGACGUGCAGCGCGUGGCCGAGGGCCGGCAGGAGCGGCUGGAGCGGCAGCAGCGCGCGCUGAGCCGGGCGCAGCGGCAGCAGGAGCACGUGCUGCGCUUCGCCGCCCGCGCCCUCGAGGGGCCCCACGGCACCGCCCUGCUGCUCUCCCGGGGCCUGAUCCAGGCACAGCUGCUGCGGGCUCUCGGGGCGCCGCUGGAGCCGCUGGAGCCGCAGGGGGAGAUGAGAUUCCAGUGGGACCUGCAGGGCUGGACCAGGAGCGCCCAGAGCUUCGGUGCCAUCAUUUCGGAGCCGCCCCUCCCCCCCUCGCUGAGCCCUCCCCCCGCCCGCCCCUCCCCCACCCCGCAGGGCCACCCCCAGGCCGCGCUGGGCGGCGGGGGACACGAGAGCCCCGAGCUGCUCCUGCAGGGUCCCCCCACGCUGUCACCUCCCCCCCUGCUGUCACCUCCCCGCCAGCUGUCACCUCCCCCCCUGGAGCCAGCGGCCACCGAGAGCCCCGAGCUGGCCCCCAGCCCUGAAAAUGGCGUCACCGGAGGGAGGACGAGGAACCCCAGCAGUUCUCCCCGGGAGGAGAAGUUCAUUAAGAAGCUGCUUAUUAAGCGGAGGGGCCCCCCCGGGGCUCAGGACAGCCCCCGGCUCCCCAAGGAGCCGCGGGUGAGCCUGGAGCGCCUGGAGCUGGACCUGGAGCUGGACCCGGCGCAGCCGCCCGUGUUCCGCAUCUUCCCGGGGCCCUCGGAGCAGGAGUUCAGCCUCAUCAUCAUCGAGCAGGGCACAGCGGGGACAGAGGGGACAGCGGGGACAGCGGGGACAGGGGGGACAGCGGGGACAGGGGGGACAGGGGGGACAGCGGGGACAGGGGGGACAGCGGGGACAGCAGGGACAGUGGGGACACAGGGGACAGCGGCGACAGCGGGGACGGUGCAGCCACACGGAGCCCUCCUUGUCAAGGUGAGUGUCCCCCGUGUCCCCUCCAGUGCCCACUGUCCCCUCCCCACCCCGGAGGAGCAGCAGGAGUUGCCCAUCGGGGACAUCGGGGACACCAAACCCGUGGGGCUGCCGCCCCCUCCCCCGGGGGAGCCGGGCCCUGCCCCGGGCUCCUCCCCUGGCCUGGGGCUCCCGGGGGUCCCGGUGGUCCCGGGGGGGCUCCCGGGGGUCCCGGGGGGGCUCCCGGGGGUCUCGUGCUGCCGCGUGUGCGGCCAGGCCGGGGCCGUGGUGAUGUGCGACCGCUGCCAGCGCUGCUUCCACCUGCACUGCCACCUGCCCGCGCUGCAGGACGUGCCCAGCCCCGAGUGGACGUGUUUGCUGUGCCAGGAGCUGCCCCCGCCCCUCCCGGAGCCGGAGCCGGGCCCCCCCCCUAAGCUGAGCCCCCAGGACCAGCAGCGCUGCGAGUUCGUCCUGCUGGAGCUGCUGUGCCACGAGCCCUGCCGGCCCCUGCAGCGCCUCUGCAGCUCCCCGGACGGCCGCGACGCCAUGGACCUGACGCUGAUGCGGGCGCGGCUGCAGGAGAAGCUGAGCCCCCACUACCGCAGCCCCGAGGAGUUCGCCCGCGACGGCUGGCGCCUGCUGCGCCAGUUCCACCGCCUCACCGAGGACAAGGCGGACGUCCAGUCCAUCCUGGGGCUGCAGCGCUUCCUCGAGAGCCGCCUCAGCGCCGUCUUCGGGGACCAGAAGUUCUCCAGGCUCCUGGUGGAUCCCGAGGAAGCCCUGGAGGUGUCUCCAGGCUCCUGAUCGCCCCUCCUGGGGGGGUGAAAGCCCUCCCAGCACCCCCUUUUGCCCCCCCCCCACCACGGGUAAAAUGUCAUGGUUGGACACUGGC